Glycine soja is the source of this 3419-nucleotide messenger RNA. RefSeq names its product BEL1-like homeodomain protein 9. Gene Ontology annotation, molecular function: DNA-binding transcription factor activity, RNA polymerase II-specific; RNA polymerase II cis-regulatory region sequence-specific DNA binding. The record is from RefSeq and is a predicted model, not a curated record. Gene Ontology annotation, biological process: regulation of transcription by RNA polymerase II. The transcript has 5 exons. NCBI's taxonomy places the organism in Eukaryota, Viridiplantae, Streptophyta, Magnoliopsida, Fabales, Fabaceae. The coding region runs from base 653 to 3013 and encodes 786 amino acids.
UUUCAACUGUGUCCACACCCUACGAAACCAAUAAUAAAGAACUUUACGUUUUCUUUCUUUUCUUGGCUCCUCCUCUCCAAACACAAGAUUUUUUUUUUUAUGUGUCGUUUCUCAUUUCUUCAUGUCUCUGCGUCGUUUUCCCCUUACACCCAACGCAGUCCUUGUUUCUUACCUCCUUCGUCUUCUUGUUUCUUCAUGUUUAAUAUUGCUUUCAAGGUUCCAACGAUGUAGCUCAACCCAAGUUUAUCUUGUUUUAAAAACGAAGAGGCUUCUAUGGAUGUGUGAGGGCAUAGAUCCAUUACAAAGAGAGCCCUACAACUAGGGUUUCGCAAGCUAUUCGUGCCUGCCACUAAGAGAUGUCUAACGUUGUUGUUCUGGUUUACGUAUCUCUUUAGGUUGUUUUUGUUUUUGUAGUGCUAAAUUGUGUGGUUCUCGUUCAAUUUUUUUUGUUACCGACAGAGAGAUUUAGAUAUUGCGCUGUUUGGUGGGUGGAAAAGCAUCAUGUUGGAGCUGUAUUUUUUAGAGAGAACUUUUUAUUGAUAUACUUUUUGUGUUUGGAGGAGAGCAAUAUGGGCUGGGUUAAUGCAGUGGUUGUUCUCUUCUGAAAGGUUUUCUCUGAACAAGAGGUUUUGUCAUUAAUUGGUGUGUUGGAAUGAGCAAUUUAAGGCCUGAAUCUCACGUAGCACAACAAAUUAGGCGUGAAAAACUGAGAAUCCAGAACAGUUAUCAGCCUUCACACGAAUUCCCUAACAAUCUUGAACAGUUAUCUUUACACCCGGGGUUUAACAACUUGGACCUUGUUCAAGUUAGGAAUGUUAGAAAUGCUAACAUGCUUGAUGAACUAGCUGUUUAUUCAUCAGAAAUGCCAAACUUUUCUACCUCUUCGUCUGCUGCAAGGAACGCGUUGGAGUAUCACCAAGAACAAGGUGCUGCAGCUGAACCCAGUAAUAGGCUGCUGCUGAUGAAUCAGUAUGGUUCAUUUCCCCAUUCCAUGUCUGCAAUUCAUUCUUCCCAUAAACAACAGUGUGAGCUUCGUAAUUUGGGAAAUUGGAGGAACAGUACCCCCCAUCAAGGAUCUGAUUGGUUUGUAAACUAUGCAAGCAAUGCCAAUUCUUUUUUGUCUGCUGAGCUCAACAACAAUGUGUCUGCUUACAAUGAACUUAUGGAUGUACAUUGUAGCAAUGCAUCUGGUGAAAUCAGUGGUAGAGAAAUGCAUAAGCAAGGUGUACUGCAUCAUAAUUCUCCUCCUUCAUCUCCACUUUAUCAAAAUGCUUUGCAAGAUAUUGUGAAGUCUGCUUCUUUCAGUGCUCACACUAGGCAAGACAUGGCUUCACUGAUGCAACAAAAUGAACAUAGCAUUUGGGUGGGGAAUGCUAGUGAAGCUGAGCUUCAACAACCAAGUUAUGAAAGCCAGCCAAAUCAUGAGUUGCGUUUUGGGUGGACAAAUCGAACAAUUGCUUGUGAUUCACUUCCUCAGAGCUUGUCCUUGUCACUUUCAUCAAAUGCACAACCUAAGCCUUCAGUUUCUCACCUAGAACAAGGGUCUGCGUCUGAUGAUCCUCAGUGUUUGAAGCAUAUGAAAUCUAUUGUUUCUAGAGAUUGUGGGAAAUCAGUUCAAGAUCAGGUGGAAAUACCUUCAAAGAGUACUACUACUAUUACUUAUCGAAGUGUGGGUCCCCUUGGCCCUUUCACUGGGUAUGCUACUAUUCUCAAGAGUUCAAGGUUCUUAAAGUCUGCUCAACAAUUGUUGGAUGAGAUUUGCUGUCUAUCUGAUGCAAAAUUUGGAAAAUCAUACGAUGUUUCAAAGAGGGUUUCUCCAGAAGUUAGUGCUUCUACUUCUGCUGAUACUGUCACUGGGGUUGCUGCAAAAGGUAGUAAUUCAGGUUCUUCAUCAACCACGUUGUAUAAUGUUUCAAAGGAAAAUAGGGCCGAUCCGGGAGUUGGAAGUAGCUUUGGUCUUUCCUCGCGGUCAGAUUAUCAACAUAAGAAAGCAAAGCUACUGUACAUGCAAGAGGAGGUUAGCCGGCAAUGCAAACAGUACCAUCUACAAAUGCAAAUGGUAGUUUCAUCGUUCGAGUCUGUAGCGGGUCUUGGUUCUGCUACUCCUUACAUCCCCAUGGCUCUCAAGUCAGUAUCAAAACACUUCAGGUGCCUAAAAAAUUCAAUAUCAGAUCAGCUCAAGCUUAUAAGUGAGGCCUUGGGAGAGGAUUUGUCAAUACCCUGCAGCACCAGUACUUGUAGUAAUAAAGCUGACACUACUACUAUGGCAAGGGUAAGAUGCGGUAGUAGCAUGGACCAAAGCUUCUUUCUGAAGAACAAAUGUGUAAAGGGUACCACGGAACUUCUUGAUGAACCCCCCCAACAGCAUGUGUGGAGGCCCCAGAGAGGGUUGCCAGAGCGUGCUGUGGCAAUUCUUAAAGCCUGGUUAUUUGAGCAUUUUCUUCAUCCUUACCCUACAGACACUGAUAAACACAUGCUGGCUAGUCAAACAGGUCUUUCACGAAACCAGGUAUCAAAUUGGUUCAUAAAUGCUCGAGUUCGAGUGUGGAAACCAAUGGUUGAGGAAAUACACACGCUUGAAACAAAAGCAACAGGCUCCAAGGACAAUUGUGGUAUAAACGAGGGAACUUCUUCUGCCACUGGAGGUGAUACCAGCCACCCUAGAGCUUUGGGCAAUAUUGGUCUGAAUUCAAUACCUGAAACCCAAUUUCAGGGUAUAGAUAUGGGGUCAUCCAUAGCUGCAAAUGCUGAGGAAAGUGGGUUAAACCCAGAACAAUGGAGUCAAGAGAAGAGAUCUAAAUUGGAAUGCCAAGUGACUUCAACCAUGGAUGGAACACUGAUGGGGUUUGUGCCAUACCGACACGGCGGCGUUGAGGUUGGUGGACUAGGGUCUGUGUCGCUAACAUUGGGUCUUAGGCAUGGCGUUGAAGGUGUACAAAACCAACAACAAUUGCAAGAGGAGCAGCUUAGGCAUGACGUUGGAGGGCACAUGAUCCAUGAAUUUGUGGGCUGAUUGUAGUAUAACUUAAUUUGUACGUGAUGGGUUUGGGAAUGGGAAAAUGAAAAUGAAAAUGGACACCCUGUGGAGCUGUGUCACAUACCAAUUACCAACUUUGCUUCAGCCUGUGAAAAUCUGAACUGAAACUUUGUGGCCAAUGUUCUAACCUUUGUAGAGCGAGGGCAUCACAACCAAGUGAAAAAGAUAGUGUUUUAAGGUGGAGUUAUUUUUGGGUUAUAACUUUUAAGCGUCCUUUUAUCUAUUGUUAGUUCUUAAUUAACCUGAUGUGGUCACGAGCAUAUAUGGUAAAAAAAGGUUGAGGUUGUACGGAUUUAAGAAAAUGUAUUUAUAUAAUAUGGAAAAUUCCCUCCUCUCCCACAAAAUGGUGAAUAAAGAAGCAAUGAAAUGUAGCAUUGUUUCA